Penicillium verrucosum is the source of this 600-nucleotide messenger RNA. RefSeq lists its product as uncharacterized. Lineage: Eukaryota; Fungi; Ascomycota; Eurotiomycetes; Eurotiales; Aspergillaceae. Bases 1 to 600 code for a protein of 199 amino acids. The transcript has 2 exons. The record is from RefSeq and is a predicted model, not a curated record.
AUGUCUGAUGUCGACUCAAGCCUGCAAGCCGAACGAACCGUAGCAGCCUAUCUCGGCUUUGACAGUAUAAUCGACCUCCAGCGGUUCAUCAUCAUGUGGCCGUGCCUGGAGGCGAUGCGACUCUUAUCUAUUCUCCCCGGCCAGAGCCUCGUAUUUCCAAGUACUAUUGAGAUUGGCCAAGCACUGCAAUUCAACAGACGAGUUGAUCUCACCAAUGAGUACAUCCAGCAAUGCUGGAUGGUAUGCGUGCUGGCGGUUCUGCAGUACAAUAUCACACAGUACGAAAUCAACAAUGUGGAGGAAAACAGAGCCCGAUACCUUGUAGCAAUUCACAACAUGCCGCCUCGCUUUUGGAUCCCAGACCACGUUCUGGAGGAAGAUGAAGUCCCGCCCCAUCCACUUCUUCGGCCAACUCUACGAUUCGGUGAACCUCCAAUGAUUCCCCUUCACCGAUGCUUUUGCCUUCUGCAGUACCUCGAGCUGACGCAUGGGUCCGAGUCCAGACGUGAGAGAUAUCUGGAUGCCCGUGUACUAUGCUCCGGUGAAGAAUUCGAGGUGACUGAGCACGACAUCCCGGGGUGGAUGCGUCAUUCUCUGUAG